AUGGGUAAUAAAAGUGGUAAAAAGUCACGAUCAUCUACUGAACUUACACCAAAAGAAAUUGCUAUGCUUAAAGCAAAUACUAGAUUUAGUGAAAAAGAAAUUCGUGAUUGGCAUGCAGGAUUUCUACGUGAUUGUCCUAGUGGUAAACUUGACAAAAAGAAAUUCAUUGAAGUAUACAAACAAUUUUAUCCACAAGGGAAAGCUGAUUCUUUUUGCAAAUAUGCAUUUGCUACUUUCGAUGCUAAUAAUGAUGGUACUAUUGAUUUUGAUGAAUUUCUUUUGGCUAUUGCUGCUACAAGUCAAGGAGAUUUAAAUGAUCGCUUAGAAGUUGCAUUUGAAAUGUAUGAUGUAUCGGGUGAUGGACAAAUUGAUCAAAAAGAAUUGGCUAAUAUGAUCUUGGCGAUGUAUGAUCUUCUUGGUGAAACUGAUCGUAAAGGUGAUCGUGAUCCAAAGAAACGUGCUGCAGAAAUUAUUACUAAAUUAGAUGUUAGUGGUGAUAAGAAAUUAAACAAACAAGAAUUUAUUGCUGGAUGUAAAAAUGAUCCUGUUGUUCAACGUAUGCUUGCACCAAAUGCUUAA
Messenger RNA from Rotaria sordida, 579 nucleotides. NCBI's taxonomy places the organism in Eukaryota, Metazoa, Rotifera, Eurotatoria, Philodinida, Philodinidae. The record is from the annotation of a GenBank genome assembly.